AUGGAGGGCUAUGCAAAAGUCGCGCAUUUGAUGUCCAAAUACGACGAGUUUGCAGUGUUGCGCCGUUUCGAGAGAUUGAACAUACAAAGUCUUCUCUACUCCCAAGCGGAGAUAGUCCACCUCGAAGACAGCCUAGCAAGGCUCGUGGCGCGCGAUGCAGAUGAUCCAGAAAAAGAGUUCCAUGCUAAAGAUUGGUGGUCUUUGGCCCAUGGAGAGGGGGAGACGGGAAGAGAGCAGUGGAGGCUGAUACGCAAGAUCAGAAAGAAACUUGACCGCUAUAGUGAGAGAAAUCAUGAAUGGCGGGUGCGAAGACUAUUGCUGAUUGCUAUGAGAAGACGAUCGUCUCCUCAAACAAGUAGAAAUAUUCAACUUGGAAAGACCUAA
This is a messenger RNA of Pestalotiopsis fici W106-1, 384 nucleotides long. RefSeq lists its product as uncharacterized. NCBI's taxonomy places the organism in Eukaryota, Fungi, Ascomycota, Sordariomycetes, Amphisphaeriales, Sporocadaceae. The transcript has a single exon. The record is from RefSeq and is a predicted model, not a curated record. The coding region runs from base 1 to 384 and encodes 127 amino acids.